AUGAGCACCGCUCAGUCGUGGGCUGUGGCUGCCCUUGCGCUCUUUAGCGGUGACGGAAAACCGCUUAUCAUCCGCACAUUUACUUCUCCCAACAGCGGACAUGGCGGCGUACCGGCGGUUUGUCGUGGGGGCGUUUUUGUUGGAGAAGAGGAUGUUAUGCGGCUACACGUCCUCAUCUUAUCGUCAUUGGAUCGGUGCGACGAGAUUGUUCAAGAACGGCGGAAGCAGCAGAUGGCCAACGUCGAGAAGUCGGGUGACGGCUCUGCCUCUCCUAGAGGUUCUGCGCGGGUAACAGCUGGAGCUGAUGUUCGUUUUCUGGGGAAACUCAUACGAAGUUACACAUUCACUACUUACGGCUUUCAGUCGGCCUCUGGCAUCCGAACCGUACUGGCAGUUGUGGGCGACGCUCCACUUGAUGCUGUCCUGCCGCUCUGCCGCUCGACGUAUGAGGCCGCAUCUGCAGCGCUGUGCAACCCGUUUUGUUUAACACGGACGAGCGCUGAACUGCUUCGCCGCCUGUGUAGGACUGUGAGGGCAGACAUCAUCGGAUCUGACGCUGACGUGGUAAAAUUUUUCCCGCUGUCGGCGCGGGAUGCGAUGGAUGAGGAUCCGUCUCUAGCCAACUCCCGUGCCUUCAAUAUGCAGAUACAGACAAACAUUGAGCCAUUCACCGCGAGCGCCUUCACUUGA
Messenger RNA from Trypanosoma brucei brucei TREU927, 690 nucleotides. RefSeq lists its product as hypothetical. The transcript has a single exon. The record is from RefSeq and is a predicted model, not a curated record. The coding region runs from base 1 to 690 and encodes 229 amino acids. Lineage: Eukaryota; Euglenozoa; Kinetoplastea; Trypanosomatida; Trypanosomatidae.